Messenger RNA from Salvia splendens (bonfire salvia), 716 nucleotides. Its product is annotated as MATH domain and coiled-coil domain-containing protein At3g58250. The coding region runs from base 198 to 716 and encodes 172 amino acids. Gene Ontology annotation, molecular function: protein binding. Lineage: Eukaryota; Viridiplantae; Streptophyta; Magnoliopsida; Lamiales; Lamiaceae. The record is from RefSeq and is a predicted model, not a curated record. The transcript has 4 exons.
CGUUGAAAAAAGAUGAAAAGAAGUAUGUAUCUGUAUACUUUUCGAUUGCUGAUAGUGAUUCCCUAGCCUUGGGGUGGGAGGUUAAUGCCAUCUUCACCUUCUUCCUCCACAACCAAUUCUCAGACAAUUACUCCUGCUUUCGAGGAAGGACAAGACGCUUCAAUGAUUUUAACAACAAAUGGGGAUUUUCAAAUCUGAUGCCGCUCAACCGUUUAAAAGGGUAUAUUGUGGAUGACGUUUGUGUGUUCGGGGCUGAAGUUUUUGUCCUAAAAACCCAGCUAGUCGUCGAAUGCUUGAGUUUGGUACAAAACAGUGCUACGAUUACGCGCGAUUGGAAGAUCUAUGGCUUCUCCAAACUGGUGGAUUUGUGGGUUUCGGAAGAGUUUGUGGUUGCAAAUCACAAAUGGAGGGUGCAGGUGUAUCCUAAAGGAAAUGAUUCUGGGGCCAAGGGUCGAUUCGUGUCCGUUUAUCUUGAAUGUGUAUCAGCAAAGAGCUUUGCUCAACACCAGAAGAUUAAGGCAGAAGUUGAGAUUCGCAUCGGUGAAACCGACGAUGGUCACUUUUCCUAUUACAGCAAGUUUGAUCAUUGGUUUAGGUCAUCUAUGGAUCAUUGGGGACAUGAUGAGUUUAUACCAAUUUGUGAUAUGAGAAACUUUCGGAAUGAAGAUUGUGUUUCAUUACGAGUAGAAGUCCAUGUUGAAGCUAUUGUUUCUUGA